Messenger RNA from Myxocyprinus asiaticus (Chinese sucker), 4467 nucleotides. Its product is annotated as myotonin-protein kinase-like. The record is from RefSeq and is a predicted model, not a curated record. Gene Ontology annotation, biological process: peptidyl-threonine phosphorylation; actomyosin structure organization. Bases 295 to 2148 code for a protein of 617 amino acids. The transcript is spliced from 15 exons. Gene Ontology annotation, molecular function: protein serine/threonine kinase activity; ATP binding. Gene Ontology annotation, cellular component: cytoskeleton; cytoplasm. Lineage: Eukaryota; Metazoa; Chordata; Actinopteri; Cypriniformes; Catostomidae.
GAGAGAGAGACAGACAGAGUGAGAGAGAGACAGACAAAGCAGCAAACACCAAAAAAGGUCUUGAGCUCACGCUGGGAGUUCUGCUGCAGAAAUAAACGGACAGAGAGAGAGAGAGAGAGAGAGAGACGAAUAAAGAGACACACAGACAGACAGGAAAUGUGUAGAACGAUACAGCAGCUCACACAGGAAACAGAUGUUUGACACAGGGGUGUGAAUCGCGACAGGUCAGCGUGUGUUUAGUGAAUCAUGGAACGGGGUUGAAUCAGAUGAAUCGGUCUCCUCUGGAGCGUCGGCAUGUCUGUGGGCCCUGGGGCCAAAGAGCCCGCUCAUCUGAGGGACACCGGCCUGAGUGAACACACCCCUGUCAAAGCGGGCAUCCUGAAGGAUCCGGGUGAGCCGGUGGCGGGUCAGGUGAUUGGUCCGGUCGGCCUUCAAACGCUGCUGGAUCUGCUGGUGGGAGUUUAUCAGGAGUUUCGCUCGUCUGCGCUGGCGAGAGAAAAACACGUCAACAGAUUCCUGCAGUGGGCGGAGCCUCUGGUCAGACAGGUGAAGAAGUCACGCAUCAGCAGAGAUGACUUCGACAUCUUAAAGGUGAUUGGCCGAGGAACCUUCAGUGAGGUGGCACUAGCCAGAAUGCGUCACACGCAGCAGAUUUAUGCGCUGAAAAUAAUGAACAAGUGGGACAUGCUGAAGCAUGGAGAGACGGCAUGUUAUCAGGAGGAGAGAGAGGUUUUACUGAAGGGAGAUCGUCGCUGGAUCACUGAGCUGCAUUACACUUUCCAGGAUGACAAUUACCUCUAUCUGGUGAUGGAUUAUUAUGUGGGUGGGGAUUUGUUGACCUUGUUGAGUAAGUUUGGUGAUCGUAUCCCAGAGGAGAUGGCUCAGUUUUAUCUGGCUGAGAUGGUGAUGGCCAUCGAUUCUGUUCACAGACUGGGUUAUGUGCACAGAGACAUAAAGCUUGAUAACGUCCUGUUGACGGCAGACGGUCACGUGCGAUUGGGUGAUUUUGGUUCGUGUCUCCGCCUGGAGGAUGAUGGGCAGAUUCACUCGUCUCUGGCCGUCGGCACUCCAGAUUAUCUCUCUCCAGAGAUCCUGCGGGCAGUGGAGGGUGCGGGCGGGUACGGCAGCGAGUGUGACUGGUGGGCUCUAGGUGUGUGUGCGUACGAGAUGCUGAUCGGUAACACACCGUUUUACGCAGAGUCCAUUUCUGAGACCUAUGCUAAAAUCGUGCACUUCAAGGAUUACUUUGAGUUUCCUGCGGCGAGCUGCGAUUUGUCCGAAGAGGCGCGUUCACUGAUCACAGGUCUGAUCUGUGACAGGACAGAGAGACUAGGCUCACACGGUUCUGCAGACUUCAGAAAACAUCCGUUCUUCUGCGGUUUGGACUGGAGCUCUCUUCAUCUGCUUCCUGCUCCAUACCAGCCCGAAGUGUCCAAUGCCACAGACACAUCCAACUUUGAUGUGCUGGACGACUGUCUCAGUGAAAUGGAGAGCUUGAGUGAUGUCAUGGAGCACGUCCCGGUCGGAGUUCAUCUGGCGUUUGUGGGUUACUCUUACACAGCCACCAGAGAGACCGGUGCGCUGGACCGCAGCGGUGACAUCAUGAUGGAGAUUGACCAACAGCAGGACAGAGAUUAUCUCAAACUGAAUCAGGUGUUGCAGCUCAGAGACUCGAUCUCUGCUGAGGUGACAUCAGCACCAGAUCUUCCUCCAAAACACAACAAACCAGACCGGACCAUCCCUACAGAGACGGAGGAGAGCAAAGCACACACUGAAGAUCUGCAGAGGCAGUUACAGAAAGCUGAACUGAGGAACAGAGAAUUAGAACAGGAGAUAUCUGCACUACGAGAGGAGAUUCACAGACUGACACCCCGUAAAGAUGAAGAGCUGUGUUUGUGCCCACCGCUGUACUCUGUGCCCGUCCACUGUCUGGACCCCGCGCGGGAUACCUCAGCGGCACCACCUGCCUGCCAUUACCCGCUAGUGACAGCACGUCACCGCCACCUUCUGCUGUUCAACAGGGUGAGAAGGCCGCAGGUAACGAGUGAGUCGUAUUUGUUAGUGUGCGCUGAGAGGGCUGAUGUCACGCUGUGGCAGCGACACCUGAACGACACGACACGCCAUCAGCUGCACGACACAGAACACUAGAUAGUCUACAGCUAGAGUUGCCAACUUUCUGUCAGCCAAAUACAAGAAAGGUUUCUUUUCAGCAGGACUCCUGUGCGAGAUGCUGCACGAUGGUUAAAGAGGUCCACCUAGAGCUUGUUUACAUAGGAAAACAAUUGAAAAACAGCUCGGACGGAUGCAUUUGGUGUGAACGACCCCUAAUACACUUAAAAUGAAAACUGCAAACAACGAACAGGAAGAACCAAAUUUCUAUAAAUCUUCACUUUUAUUAAACAAUCCUUUUUGCCACAAGAAUGAAGCUACAAUCAAUGGAGAUCAUAUUUUUCUGUUUAGUGCCUUAUAACUCAUUUUAAUGGGAGAGAAAAUGCUUAACAUGAAAAUAGUGUAUUUCCCCUUGGAUUACAGUGUCGUUGUUUUUGCAGAAAAUCACAUUAAGCAUUUUAACUAAACCUGUACUUUACUUUUGCACUAAAAGUGCUGCAGUUUCUCUUCCAGAACGAGCACUGACAUAUGCAAUGUAAUGUUAUGAAUUGAUGCAUUUACUGGUGUUUUGGAAUCGCAAUGAUGAGAAACAAUUAUCAUGCACUUGAAUACUAAACGUCUGACAAAAUUCUCAGACUUCUGAUGGAAAACAUGACAGAAAAUGUGCGCUGAUUGUCAUCUUUCAAGUGUGGUGUCCAUGCAACGCAACAACAGCGGAUAUCUCGCUCAACUCACACGAAAGGUGUGUGUUUCAGGUCCAUUUCUCUUGGUUUGUGUGCAGUUUGGGUGUGAGACACUAAAAUACAGGACAAACGCGACACGUAUGUGUUUCACUCAGAACACAAUCAAAACACAAAUUGUAACCCUAUCUACAACAGACAACAGGAGUGCAGGUGAAGUGAAGGUGAAUGAACUCUUCUUUUUAAUCUGAAGUGUGUCAUUUCUGCAUCACCAGCGGCACCAAACGGAGAUGCAAAAAAAUAUGUUUUCAAACAAGUUUCCAGAACACUCCCCUUUCUUGCAUUGGUUCCGCCCCAAAGUCACACUAUUGGUUGGGUCAGAAGACAUGCAAGAGGUGCCACAGAUACUAAACUCUUCAGGACGUCAGUCUACCAAUUAGUCAGGGUAGUGUCCAAAUCGACACAAAUAUACAACAAAUAAAAAUGCUAUUAAUAAAGGGAAAAAUGCCCCUGAAUAUGAAUUCCAGGGGGCAAAUGUCGCCCAUCGGGAAAUGAAUGUCCCAGGUUCAAUGCAAGUUCAGUUCAAUCGACAGCAUUUGUGUCAUAAUGUUGAUUACCACAAAAAUUAAUUUUGACUCGUUCCUCCUUUUCUUUUUUUUUUAUUUCUCCCCUUUUCAUCCCAAUUUGAGGGAGAAAAGGGGAGACCGUCUGAGACCAUUAAUCCGUGCAUCUUAUCACGUGGCUUGUUGAGGCGCGUUACCACGGAGACAUAGUGUGUGUGGAGCCUUCACACUAUUCUCCGCAGCAUCCACGCUCAACUCACCAUGCGCCCCACCGAGAGCGAGAACCACAUUAUAGUGACCACGAGGAGGUUACCCCAUGUGACUCUACCCUCCCUAGCAACCGGGCCAGUUUGGUUGCUUAGGAGACCUGGCUGGAGUCACUCAUAUAAAAGUCACUUAUAUAAAAUUAUAAGCUUCACAUUUCUGUCUUUAAACCCUGCAAAAAUUGUCCCCAUUGACUUCCAUUGUAAGUGUCUCACUGGAACACACAUUUGUGCUUUUUUUUAAAGAAAAGGAGGAACGAGUUGAAAUUAAUUUUUGUGGUAAUCAACAUUAUGACACAAAUGCUGUCCAUUGAGCUGAACUUGUAUUGAACCCGGAAUAUUCCUUUAAUAAACAAGUUUCUGACAGACACCGUCAAGUUUUGCACUUUUUAAAUUCCAGCUGAGCACAAAUGAUUCUGAAAUGUUCUGUUUAUAUAGUUUGUUUACAGUGUGUUGGUUGUACUUUUGCUUUGCUGUCAUUAGGUUGAUGUUUGUUUCCCUGUCGAGUGUGUGUGUGUGUGUGUGCGUGUGUGUGUGUUGUUUACAGGUUAAUAUACACUGUGAUGUUAAUAUACACAUUUGCUCAGUAUCUGCUGUAUGAUGCAACAGAACAGUUGAGUUACUGUAUGCUGUGUGUCUGCUGUUACAGUAGAUUUGAUACAUUUGUCCAACACUGUGUGCAUGAAAAAUGAGUUAAUGUUCACUUGUUUUUUAAACAAUGAUGUAUGACUUAAUUAUUUAGAAGAAUUUGUUAUUUUUUUAACAAAAAAGAAGUUAUAUUAUAUUACGCAUUAAAAAACGAUUGAGGUUUUGAGUGAAAAGCUUUGAAAUAAAGCUGCCUUAUUUAUUUUA